GGGGCUGGGCUUGAUGUUUGAAUUUAGAGUGAGAGAUUGGGAUUUGAUGGUGUCAUUUGAAGUUCUGAGAAAUUUGAACAGGAUGAAUGCUCUGAUGUAGAUGACUGUGGUAGCGGAAUUCGUCUUUGUAAUGGUCAGGUUCUUGGUUUUGGAUAUGAUAGGGGAUGGAGUUCGGGCUCUGGGACCUGCAUUUUCUGAAUAUUUUUUUGGGUUGGAAAUGGUUCGUGUUUUUGUUCAACUCGAGGUGUGUGGCACUUUCCUUGCUAAGACGUUUCUAUUUGUUCUUCGAAAGCAGAAGAAAAGAUGGGGUGCUUUUUGGAGCUUGUAUUGGUGCUUUGGGUCUCAGAAGCACCAGAAGCGUAUUGGGCCUGCUGUUCUUCUUCCUGAGACAAUGGGUUCCACCGGCGAUGCUCCGGCUACUCAUAAUCUGGCGCAACCAACUGCUAUAACACUUCCAUUUGUGGCACCGCCCUCCUCUCCAGCAUCAUUCCUUCAAUCCGAACCUCCUUCAGCUGCCCAAUCUCCAGCCGGUGUGUUUUCGAUGACAUCCAUAUCGGCAAGUAUGUAUUCCCCCAGUGGACCUCGCUCCAUAUUUGCUAUUGGACCCUAUGCCCAUGAAACCCAGUUAGUAUCUCCGCCUGUUUUCUCAACAUUUACAACCGAGCCGUCUACUGCUCCCUUCACCCCCCCUCCCGAGUCUGUGCAUCUGACUACGCCCUCAUCACCAGAGGUGCCAUUUGCCCAGCUGCUAGACCCCAACCUACGGAACUCUGGGACCUGUCAAGGGUUUCUGUUCCCUAACUAUGAAUUUCAGUCAUAUCAGUUUUCUCCUGGAAGCCCUGUCGGCCACUUGAUUUCUCCCAGCUCUGGCAUCUCGGGCUCGGGCACUUCGUCUCCUUUUCCUGGUUGUGAGUUUGCUGGUGGUCUCAAUGUCCUAGAGUUCCGAUCCAGUGAGCCUCCCAAGCUCUUGAACCUUGAUAAGUUGUGCACCCACGAAUGGGGAUCAAGGCGAGAUUCUGGUUCAUUGACUCCUGAUUCUGUGAGAACCAAAUAUGUAGAAGGAUACCCUUCAGAUUUCAAGGUCGCAACACAUCCAUCUGUCAACAAACGCCAAAAUGGCAAUUCAACGGUCAACAACAGAGUAUCAUUCGAGAUACCUACAGAAGAUGUGAGCCACGGGGAUGGCAAGCUUAUUGCUUCGGCAGGAAGCGCGAUCACUUGUGCAAAUAAUGCAGCUGCUGAGAGAGAGAGUAUCUGUUGUGAACUUAAAGACAGGAAUGAGGGCACUUCAGGUGCAACAUCCAGUAACGAACAAGAGGGAGCUGCCUUAGGUGACAAUGAGAAAUGGCAACAUCAUAGGCAUGGUUCUAUCACAUCAGGGUCUUCUAGAGAAUUCAAAUUCGCUAAUGCCGAUGGGAGAGACGCUCAUAGGCCCGACUUUGGCUUGGCUUGGUGGACUGGCGAAACGGUUGUUGAGGAGAGUGGAAACUGGUCCUUCCCAGUGAUACAGCCAGGUGUCAGCUAAUCGGCAGUGCUUGCUUUUGCACUCUGUUGUUGGUUGAGUCUUUGCCCAGACCAUACUAAGUCUAAAAGCUCAGGUGGGUGAAUUUUUAGUGUCUGACAGACCAUCUAUAAACUAACAAUAUACUACUUUCUUCAAGUCGGAAGAAUUUGGAAAUUAAUAGGAAGGACCAAUGCAUGUUGACCCGUAUCUGUUUUUGAGUAAACAGGGUCACCCAUGAACUUUUGUUAGGACUAGAAUAGAACAGUCUUUCCCUCACUUGUAAAGUUCAGACAGGAAAAGUUAUUGGUAUUUCCCAGGCAUCUCAAGGCUCAAUCUCAUCAUCGUAUUCAGUUGUCGUGGUGUAAAAUAGUAUGAAUAAUGAGAUUUUGAUGCUGGUUAUUUUCAAGUUCUUGUAACACAUCUGUUAAAAGAGGGAUUGAAGGAGGGUUGAACCCUGAGAUUUUGAAAGACCUAUGGUCUGUCUCUAUUUUGAGUAUUCCUUCGAAA
Molecule: messenger RNA, 2011 nt
Organism: Syzygium oleosum
Lineage: Eukaryota; Viridiplantae; Streptophyta; Magnoliopsida; Myrtales; Myrtaceae
Exons: 2
Coding region: 101-1525 (474 amino acids)
Source: RefSeq, a predicted model, not a curated record